UUUUCUUUUUUUUCCCUCGUAGUAAUCCUAUUCAGUCAUCAUGGAAGAGGAAGUUGCUGCUCUCGUCAUUGACAAUGGUUCGGGUAUGUGCAAGGCCGGUUUCGCCGGUGACGAUGCCCCCCGUGCUGUCUUCCCCUCCAUUGUCGGUCGUCCCCGUCAUCAUGGUAUCAUGAUUGGUAUGGGUCAGAAGGACUCUUAUGUCGGUGAUGAGGCACAGUCCAAGCGUGGUAUCCUCACCCUCAGAUAUCCCAUCGAGCACGGUGUCGUCACAAACUGGGAUGACAUGGAGAAGAUCUGGCAUCACACAUUCUACAACGAGCUCCGUGUUGCUCCUGAGGAGCACCCGGUUCUCUUGACCGAAGCCCCUAUUAACCCCAAGUCCAACCGUGAAAAGAUGACCCAGAUCGUCUUCGAGACCUUCAACGCCCCUGCCUUCUACGUCUCCAUCCAGGCCGUCCUGUCCCUGUAUGCCUCCGGUCGUACCACCGGUAUCGUUCUGGACUCUGGUGACGGUGUCACCCACGUUGUCCCCAUCUACGAGGGUUUCGCCCUCCCCCACGCCAUUUCCCGUGUUGAUAUGGCUGGUCGUGACUUGACCGAUUACCUCAUGAAGAUCCUGGCUGAGCGCGGAUACACUUUCUCCACCACCGCUGAGCGUGAAAUUGUCCGUGACAUCAAGGAGAAGCUUUGCUACGUCGCCCUCGACUUCGAGCAGGAGAUUCAGACCGCCUCUCAGAGCUCCAGCCUCGAGAAGUCCUACGAGCUUCCCGAUGGCCAGGUCAUCACCAUUGGUAACGAGCGUUUCCGUGCUCCUGAGGCUCUCUUCCAGCCUAGCGUUCUGGGUCUGGAAAGCGGUGGUAUCCACGUUACCACCUUCAACUCCAUCAUGAAGUGUGAUGUUGAUGUCCGUAAGGAUCUCUACGGUAACAUCGUCAUGUCUGGUGGUACUACCAUGUACCCUGGUAUCUCCGAUCGUAUGCAGAAGGAAAUCACCGCCCUUGCCCCCUCGUCUAUGAAGGUCAAGAUCAUUGCUCCUCCUGAGCGUAAAUACUCCGUCUGGAUUGGUGGUUCCAUCUUGGCUUCCCUGUCCACCUUCCAGCAGAUGUGGAUCUCCAAGCAGGAGUACGACGAGAGCGGUCCUUCGAUCGUUCACCGCAAGUGCUUCUAAGCUCUUGCGCAUGAUUAGUUUUUUCGUCGUAUUUUCCUGUAUUAAAAUUUCAAACGGAGACUGGCGACAUGCGGGCCUCUCUGACUCGGACUAGGAGGAAGAUCGCCUGAAAAAGGAACUUUGUUUUAGCUGUGGAAUAGAGAUGGUUUAUUUGAGACGCUUGUCGCUCGACGCGGACGCUUUUGCCGGCAGCAAGUUGUUCCUGAAAGCAAGAAGGGGAAGAGGGACGUAGGCGAAGGAUGUACAUGGGUCAUGUGGACGGAGGGGUGAAAGCUCUAUUCAUAUAGUUCUACACUCGUGUUUGAAUCCUUAUUUCCAUACUGGACCUUUUUCCCUAACGAAUUCUCGCCUCUGGGCUGGCCACGAUUGUAAAAUGCUGUUAAAACACUGCUAUUCUGGCCCGGUUCACAUGGGGCUCGGCUUCAAAUUGACUGCGUCUUGCCACGAUUGUC
Molecule: messenger RNA, 1620 nt
Organism: Aspergillus nomiae NRRL 13137
Lineage: Eukaryota; Fungi; Ascomycota; Eurotiomycetes; Eurotiales; Aspergillaceae
Gene: act1
Product: actin ACT1
Exons: 7
Coding region: 41-1168 (375 amino acids)
Source: RefSeq, a predicted model, not a curated record